UUACUGAGGAAAAAGGAUUUGCCCGACAAUGAUGUCGUUGGAGGACUUUGGAAGCAUUGCCAGCCUCGGGGCUGAGAGCGGAAUAUCGGACUACGGUGACAACCUCUCGCUGAGAAGCCAAAGCCAAUGUCUGGAUCAAGACCUUGAUGGUCAAAGCCCGAACCAGGAUGGUAGCAUUGUCAUGGAGCGCAUUGCCUCAUUGCCACUGCCUCUGGACAUGUACGAUCCAAUCGACUUCAUCGGGAGAUUUUCCAAGUUCCAGUCCCGGUCCAGAAGGCGAACACGGAUCAUCGUAGCCUCUCCGGUGGGACUGAAGCCACCCGUCCCGCCCGUCACAGCAAGCCCGGGAGAGAGAAAAGGUCCUGUCAUCAUGGCGCCCGUCAACGUGGACCCAGAGAGCAAGCCGGGCGAGUUUGUCCUCAAGAGCCUCUUUGCCAACUUCACGCUGCUGUCUGAGCGCAAGAUCCGCAUCAUCAUGGCGGAGCCACUGGAGAAACCGCUGAACAAGUCUCUGCAGAGAGGAGAGGAUCCACAAUUUGACCAGCUGAUCAGCAGCAUGAGCUCCCUGGCAGAGUAUUGUUUGCCCUCCAUCCUCAAGACGCUCUUCGACUGGUACAAGCGGCAGAAUGGCCUGGAGGACGAGUCGCACGAGUAUCGGCCGCGGGCCAACACCAAGUCGAAAAACGAUGAGCAGCAGAAGGACUACUUGCUGGAGCGGAGGGGUUUGGCCCCUCUCUACCUUCAGAUCCCGCUGCAUCCCCUGUUGGAUGGACUCAUUCAGGAAGUGAUCAACUUGGCCUUCAAACACUUCAAAUAUAAGGAAGGGUAUCUCGGACCCAACACCGGCAAUAUGCACAUCGUGGCGGACCUCUACGCGGAAGUCGUGGGAGUGGUGGCCCAGUCGAGGUUCCCGGCUGUGAGGAAGAAGUUCAUCUCUGAGCUAAAGGAACUCCGUCAGAAGGAGCAGAGCCCCUACGUCCUGCAGUCCACCAUCAGCCUCAUCAUGGGCCUCAAGUUCUUCCGUAUCAAAAUGUAUCCGGUGGAGGACUUUGAGGCCUCUUUCCAGUUCAUGCAGGAGUGUGCGCAGUAUUUCCUGGAAGUCAAGGACAAGGACGUUAAGCACUCACUUGCCGGACUCUUUGUGGAGAUUCUCGUACCCGUUGCUGCUACGGUGAAAAACGAGGUGAACGUGCCGUGCCUGCGGAACUUUGUGGAAAGCUUGUACGACACCACGUUGGACCUGUCCUCCAGGAAGAAGCACUCCCUGGCGCUUUAUCCUCUGGUGACGUGUCUGCUGUGCGUGAGCCAGAAGCAGUUGUUUCUCAGCCGCUGGCACAUUUUCCUCAACAACUGCCUGUCCAACCUCAAGAAUAAAGACCCCAAGAUGGCCCGCGUGGCUCUGGCGUCGAUCUCACGCCUGCUGUGGGCUUACAUGAUCAUACAUCUACUUAAAGGAGACAGUAAAUUUAAACUUUUUUUGUAUGUUUGUAACACUUUCCCUGCUUUGCGCAUCACCCACAGUCGCCUGACGUCCAUCACCUCCACUCUCUUCCCCAAGGGGAGCCGCAGCGUCGUCCCCCGAGACAUGCCGCUCAAUAUCUUCGUCAAGAUCAUCCAGUUUAUCGCGCAGGAGAGGUUGGACUUUGCUAUGAAGGAGAUUAUAUUUGAUCUUCUGAGUGUGGGGAAGCCUGCCAAAGCCUUCAGCCUCAACCCAGAGCGUAUGAACAUCGGCCUGCGAGCUUUCCUGGUCAUCGCCGAUGCCCUCCAACAGAAAGACGGCGAGCCUCCCAUGCCCAACACGGGCGCCACGCUGCCCUCGGGCAACUCCCUGAAGAAGAAGAAAACCUACCUCAGCAAGACCCUCACAGAGGAGGAGGCCAAGCUCAUAGGCAUGUCCUUGUACUACUCGCAGGUGCGCAAGGCCUUGGAUAACAUCCUCAGGCACCUGGACAAGGAAGUGGGACGCUGCAUGAUGCUCACAAGCGUGCAGAUGCUGAACAAAGAACCGGAGGACAUGAUCACGGGUGAAAGGAAGCCGAAAAUUGACCUGUUCCGGACGUGUGUCGCCGCCAUUCCUCGUAUCCUCCCUGAUGGAAUGUCCAAACCCGAGCUCAUCGAUCUUCUCUCACGACUCACAGUGCACAUGGACGAUGAGCUGCGUCUUAUUUCCCAGAACUCCCUUCAAAGUCUCUUGUUGGAUUUCUCCGACUGGAGGGAAGACGUACUCUUCGGUUACACACACUUCUUGUUGCGUGAAGUUCAAGACACCCAACAAGGUCUUCAGGAUGCGUCGGUAAAGCUACUGCUGCAGCUGCUCACUCAGUGGAGGCUUGCUCUACAGCUGCAGGGCAAGAUGCGAGGUGGUGUGGAGGCAAGCCCCAGAAUGUCUGAACGUAGCCCACACUGCUCAGUGCUCCAUGCCGUGGAAGGUCUGGCUUUGCUGCUGCUCUGUUCGUGUCAGAUAAGCACCAGGAAGCUGGCGGUGGGCGUGCUCAGAGAGAUUCGAUGCCUGUUCACCGCGCUCGGACACGCUGAGGAUGACGACAAACCCAUGAUCGAAGUCAUGGACCAGCUGAGUCCGGCUGUGAUGGACAGCUUUGUCCACGUGGCCAUCUCCGACUCAUCUACUUUACCCAUGAGCCACCAUGUGGACCUACAGUGGUUAGUGGAGUGGACGGCGCGGCUGGUAAGCAGCUCCUACGACGUGAAGAGCCCCAGCCACGUGUGGAUCUUCGCCCAGUGCCUGAAGGACCCCUGGGUCCUGUGCCUGCACAUUUUCCUGCGCCAAGAGCACCUGCCAAAGCACUGCCCCGUGGCCCUGGGCUACGCCUGGCCCUACGCCUUCACGCGGGUGCAGCUGCUGCUGCCGCUCGUCGACCCCAACAGCCCAGUGAACGCAAAGAAGACCAGCACGGCCAGCUCCAGCGACAACUCCAUGUCUCUGUGGCGGAACUACCUCAUCCUGUGUCUCGGGGUGGCCAAGCCCAGCAUCAUGUCGCCGGGACACCUGAGAGCGUCCACACCUGAGAUUAUGGCCACCACGCCUGACGGCAGCAUCACCUACGACAAUAAGGUGAUAGGCACGCCGUCAGUAGCCUGGCUACUGAAGCAGCUCGUUCCACUGAUGAGAGCAGAGAGUCUGGAGAUCACAGAGUCUCUGGUGUUGGGCUUCGGCUGCACAAACGCACUCGUCUUCAGGGAGCUCAUGGAAGAACUCCAUCCGCUCAUGAAGGAGGCGCUGGAACGUCGACCCGAGAACAAGAAGCGACGUGAGAGGAGGGAUCUUCUCAGGCUGCAGCUGCUGAGAAUCUUCGAACUGUUGGCCAAUGCAGGAGUUAUCAGUGACAGCACCAACGGAGCACUGGAGCGCGACUCCCUGGCGCUGGGAGCCUUGUUUCUGGAGUACGUGGACCUGACGCGGAUGCUCCUGGAGGCGGAGAAUGAAAAGGAGAUGGACGUGCUCAAAGACAUCAGAGCUCACUUUAGUGGCAUGGUGGCCAACCUCAUCCAAUGCGUGCCCGUCCAGCACCGUCGCCUCCUGUUCCCCCAGCAGUCUCUCCGCCAUCACCUCUUCAUCCUCUUCAGCCAAUGGGCCGGGCCCUUCAGCAUCAUGUUCACGCCCCUGGACCGCUACAGCGACCGCAACCAUCAGAUCACCCGCUACCAGUACUGUGCUCUCAAGGCUAUGUCCGCCGUCCUGUGUUGCGGUCCUGUGUUUGACAAUGUGGGUCUGUCCACUGACGGCUACCUCUACAAAUGGCUAGACAACAUCUUGGCCUGCCACGACAAGCGGGUUCACCGUCUGGGCUGCGAGGUGGUGAUUCUGCUGCUGGAGCUGAACCCGGACCAGAGCAACCUGUUCAACUGGGCUGUGGACCGCUGCUUCACCGGAUCCUACCAGCUGGCGUCCGGAUGCUUCAAGGCCAUCGCCACCGUGUGCGGGAACAGGAACUACCCAUGUGACCUGGUGACGCUGCUCAACCUGGUGCUGUUCAAGGCGUCAGACACCAGCAGGGAAAUCUAUGAGAUCUCCAUGCAGCUGAUGCAGGUAUUGGAAUCCAAGCUGUGUGCAUACUCCAAGCGUAUGGUGGAGCAAAAGCCCGGUAACAUCUUGUACGGGACACACGGGCCUCUGCCGCCUCUCUACAGCGUCAACCUGUCACAGCUUUCCAAUCAGCUGGCCAGCAUGUACCCGGAACUCACGCUGCCACUCUUCUCAGAGGUGAGCCAGCGCUUUCCAAGCACCCACUCCAACGGCCGUCAGAUCAUGCUGUCCUAUCUGCUGCCUUGGCUGGGCAACAUGGAGCUGGUGGACACGGCCCUUCUGCCGCCCGCCUCCAGCCCCUGCACUCCGGACGAGGAGGUAUCGCGCGGUCCGGCCCCGAGUCUGGCGGGCGUGUCGCUCUUCCUCAGGGGCAACGGUUGGGGCUCCCUGCAGGCCACCUCGCUGGUGCUCAACAACCUCAUGUUCAUGACGGCCAAGUACGGGGACGAGGUGCCCGGGCCGGAGAUGGAGAGCGCUUGGAACGCUUUGGUGUCCAAUGAACGCUGGAGCAACAACCUGAGGAUCACCCUGCAGUUCCUCAUCAGCUUGUGUGGAGUCAGCAGUGACACCACACUCUUGCCUUAUAUCAAGAAGGUGGUGAUCUACUUGUGUCGUAACAACACCAUCCAGACCAUGGAGGAGCUCCUGUUUGAGCUUCAGCAGACUGACCCCGUCAACCCCGUGGUGCUGCACUGCGACAACCCGCCUUUCUACCGAUUUGCCGCCAGCAACAAGGCACCCACCUCGCAGACAGGUACCACAUCCAGCAGCAACACGGUGGUGGUGGGACAGGACAACCUGGCAGACACAGAUGAAAGCAAACUGGUCAGGGAGAGUGAAGAGCGCAGGGCCAGGGCGCACAACAGGCUCGAGUCCCGCUACAGCAACAGCUCAGGAGGUUCCUACGAGGAUGAAAAAACCGACCCUCUCCCACCGUACGCCGCCUGGCUGGUGAGCGUCCUGGAGACAAACCGCCCGCAGCCACUGCCCAUGCCCAUCAACGGCGGCUGCUGGGCGCCGCUGGUGGACUACCUGCCCGAGACCAUCACGCCCAGGGGACCCCUGCACAGGUGUAAUGUCGCCGUCAUUUUCAUGACGGAAAUGGUGGUGGAUCACAGCGUGAGGGAAGAUUGGGCUUUGCACCUUCCCCUGCUGCUGCACGCGCUCUUCUUAGGCCUGGACCACUAUAGGCCGGAGGUAUACGAGCACAGCAAGCGCCUCCUACUGCACCUCCUCAUAGCGCUAUCGUGUAACAACAACUUCCAGGUGAUCGCCUCCGUGUUAAUGUUGACCAGAGAAAGCAGUGACAACAAAACUCUGACCAUCAAGUCCAGCUAUCACAACGACCAUCAGCACUCAAACGUGCCCGAUUUCCUGCGGGAGUGCCAGGCUUCACCCAUGGUCGACUCAGGCCUCGGCUCCAUGUCCAACUCAUCUUCGGUUAGCCUGGCCGGCGGUAGCACAGCAGGCAGCGUGGGCAACCUGCCGCUGGUUACGCCAGACGACCUGGAGGACCUGGAGGACACGCCCCACGAGACGGACGAGAAGACCAACAAACUCAUUGAGUUCCUCUCCACAAGUGCCUGGAGUACUGUGUUGUUAUUGCUCAGAGCCUUGGGGCCGCUGUGGGUGCAUGAGGACAUCACGCCCAAAAACCCAAACUCGAAAAGCACCGAACAGCUCUCCAACUUCUUGCGCCACGUCAUCUCUGUCUUCAAGGAGUCAAAGUCAGACUUCCACCUGGAGCAGCAGCUUAGCGACGUGGCGUUGCAGACGGCGUUGUGCAGCUCAUCUCGCCACUACGCCGGCCGCUCUUUCCAAAUCUUCCGGGCGCUCAAGCAACCCAUCAACAACCACGCCGUGUCCGACUUGGUCUCUCGCCUCGUUGAGGUGGUGGGCGAGCACGGCGACGAGGUGCAGGGCUACGUAAUGGAGGUUCUGCUCACAUUGGAAUCGGUGGUGGUUAACCUGGCAGAGUGUCUGAAGAACAGCGACCUCAUGGCGGCGCUAACCAGAACCUCAUCACCUGACUUUGUGCUGAGUGACAAGCUGAUGAACCGGAAGAGCACGGGCCAACUUAACUUCCCCGGCCCGGGGUUGGCGGGCCUGUCAUCUCAGCGCCACCAACGCUCCUACUCAGUACCCAAGAAGUUCGGCGAGUGCGGCUACCAGUCCAGCGACCCCCCUCGCAGUGCCACGCUGGACCGUAUUCAGGCCUGCAACAGUCAUGGCCUGGCACGGCUGGGGAGGAGCCCUGGGUCCUGCACCUCGUCAACCAAUCGCAUCGAUCCCAGCGUCCUGUCGGACCCCGCCCAUGUGUCGCACCCGUCCUCCAUACUGGCCACCGUCUUCUGGGUGGCCGUCUCACUCAUGGAGUCGGACUUUGAAUUCGAGUACCAGAUGUCGCUACGCCUCGUGCACAAGCUCCUGUCCAAGGUGCCUUUGGACCGGGCGGAGAACCGCGAGCGUUUGGAGAAGCUCCAGGCUCAGCUGAGGUGGAGCGGCUUCUCUGGCAUCCAGCAACUUCUACUGAAGGGCUUCACCUCCCAGGCCACCUCCGACCUCACCCUGCAGCUCUUCUGCCAGCUCACGCCCGUGUCCCGCGUACCCGUGGUGGACAGCUCGCAGUCUUUGGGUUUCCCACUCAACGUACUGUGUCUGCUACCACACCUGGUGCAGCACUUUGGGCACCCCACGCAGUUCUGUAAGGAGAGUGCAGAGAGGAUCGCACAGGUGUGUUUGGUGGAGAAGAACACCAAGCUGUCCCACCUGGCCCACGUGAUGACACUGUACAAGACGCGCUCGUACACGCGGGACCCUUUCUCCUGGGUCAGCGUGGUGUGCCGCUACCUUCACGAGGCCUUUUCCGACAUCACGCUCAACAUGGUUACCUACAUGGCGGAGCUGCUGGAUAAAGGCCUUCCCAGCAUGCAACAGUCCCUCCUGCAGAUCAUCUACUGCCUGCUCAGCCACAUGGACCUGAGCGCCGUGCACGUCAAGCAGUUCAACGCUGACGUCACCAAGACCAUCGAAAAGUUUGUACAAACGGUGCAUUGGAAAGACGCCCUGAACAUCCUGAAGCUGGUGGUGUCGCGCUCGGCCAGCCUUGUGCACCCAGUGUAUGGUCAGGCUCACGGCGACAUCUCCAACCUGGAGGUGAGCCGAGUGUGGGAUGGCUCGGCCAAGGCACUGCCCGGGAAAACCCUGGACUUCACCUUUGAUAUUUCCGAGACGCCGGUCAUCGGGCGGCGCUUUGAUGCGCUACAGGGCUCUGCCGUCAGGGAGGGCAAGGCCCGAGCCAUGGCUGUUACCCGCAGUACCUCCUCCACCUCAUCGGGAUCCAACUCCAACACCAUCCUGGUUCCCGUCAGCUGGAGGCAACCGCAGUCUUCUCAGAAGCGGACCCGAGAAAAGCUGGUAAAUGUUCUUUCUCUGUGUGGUCAAGAAGUUGGACUAACAAAGAACCCAUCGGUGAUCUUCUCAUCCUGUGGCGACCUGGACAUGAUGAUGGAAGUGCGCGAGAGCGGCGUGUCGUCGGAGGAGGGCGGCACCAGGGAGGACACGCUGGACGACACUGCCAGCGAGCAGCAAUUCAGGGUUUUCAGAGACUUUGACUUCCUGGAUGUGGAGCUGGAAGACGGAGAGGAGCUCCAGGGCGAAACAGUGGACAACUUUAACUGGGGCGUGCGGCGCCGAUCCCUGGACAGCACCGAGCUGGGUGACCUGCUGGAGGAGAGCCAGCACUCAGGCAGCACGCCCAGCUUGGGACACGAAGACCCUCACGAUUCUGAGGAGUCCUCUGAGGAAGAGGAGUCCUCCACCAGUCAGAGCCUGUCACAUUCCCAGCUGACGAAUCCAUCCCCAUCGGAUGAGACCAACCACACGGAUUCUCUCUCCACAUCGUACGACACGUCUGCCGACCCGCAGUCCUUCGGCGCCACCACCCCGGGCCAGGGGGCGCUGCUCCAUGACCACCUCAGCGGCCUACACGCGAGGGUGUGUGGCGAGGACGAGGACACUCAGGCUCAAGACGACGAGCUGUCUCUGAGCACCAACGAGCUUGCCGCUGGCUCGGACUGCGGCGAGAGUUUCACGCUGGAGCUGCCGGGGCAAGCGCAGGUCCGAACGCCACAUCUGGACCGUCGGCACGACUAUUCCCAACCGCCGCUGGACUUUCUAGACCCGAACAGUCUGCCCAGAUUACGUGACGACGUGGAUGACCUGGAGGACCUGGGAUUCCCGCCUCCGCCGUCUCCGUUUUUCUCCGCCAUCUUGGCCGCGUUCCAGCCGGCGGUGUGCGACGACGCCGAGGAGGCGUGGCGUUGUCACGUCAACCAGUUGGUGACCGACUCAGACGGCUCGUGCGCCGUCUACACCUUCCAGAUCUUCUCGUCGCUCUUCAGGAACCUCCAAGGAAAGUUCUGCACCUUGACCACCGAUGCGGCCUCCUAUCUGGGCGAGGGCCUGAGGGGGAUCGGCUCCAAGUUCCUCAAGUCCUCUCAAAUGCUGACGACCUGCUCCGACUGCCCAACCAUAUAUAUCGAUGCCGACACCAUCAUGUCUUACGGCCUCCUGGAGAAGAUGAAGUUCAGCGCGUUGGAGCUGCAGGAAUACCUGGACACUUACAACACAAGGGAGGAUGCGGCUGUCACGUGGCUGCGCAGCUGUAAGGACACAUUUCCCAGGUGCCCUGGCGAAAGCGUGGUCACCUGCCAGCCUGGAGACUCGGAGGAGAAACAAAUGGAGUCUCUGGCCCAACUGGAGCUGUGCCAGAGGCUUUACAAGCUGCACUUCCAGCUCCUGCUGCUCUUCCAGUCCUACUGCUCACUCAUCGGUCAGGUUCACGCCAUCAGCUCCGUACCCGAGCUGCUGAACAUGUCUCGGGAGCUGAGCGAACUUCGCGGCAGCCUGCAGGCGGCGGAGGCGGCAGUGGCCAGGGACCUGGAGCACGAGCACUCGGCCCACUCGGUCCACACCCACGCCGCCCACAUGGCCGCCAUGGUGGUGCCCAGCUUCCCAUCGUCAGAGGCGGCAGUCAAGGCCAUUCUGGACUGUCUGAAGAACCACGAGUUCACCAAGGCCGUCCGCUACAUUCAAGAGUGCAGGCGUCGAUGGCCUCACGGCGUGUUUGGCGGCGGCUCCGAGAAGGAGGUCCAGACUCUGCUCAACGUGUACUUCCGGCACCAGACUUUGGGCCAGACGGGCACCAUCGCCCUGGUAGGCUCCCGUCAGGACCUGGGCCUGAUCUGCUCCAAACUGCUGGAGCUCAACGGCGAGAUUCGCGACAUGAUCCGCCGCGCUCAGGGCUACCGCGUGGUCACCACCUACCUCCCCGACUCCAGCGCCUCCGGGACCAGCCUCUGACAGUAGCACCCCGGGAGGACCCUGGGGCGGCGUACCGAGGAGCCGCCUCCCGUAUGCCUCCGAACGACGGUUCCACCCACCUUCCCCAACCGCUUCUUGACUUUCCUCCCCUUGUUCAUUUUUCGGGACUGGGGCGGCAUUUGGAUGCCUUCGGAGGACAUCCACCACCUGGUACCCACGGCAACAAACGGGACGCCCUGCCAACUGUAGCCGCGCAACCAUAUCUGCUGACUUACUCCAACGUGCCACCCGAUGCCCCUCAGCGCCAGCACCUCCCUCGGCCGCCUCCUCCAUAUCCACACCAUGUCAUCACUCGCCCUCCCAUCCCAGCCUUUCAGCCUCUCGCUUCACCCCUCCCUGAGGGUUCGGGUGAGGCAGCAUCAUGGGCUUGUUGCUGCCCCCUCGUGACCUCUGGCACACCCUUGUCUCGCUACCUGGGCAAAGUGGGGCAUACCACCCUCCCCCUCCUGAAAGCUGGGGGCUUCCUGAACACCGAACCUCCCGACGUCCAGACCUGAAUUUCCCAACAGCUUAAUGUUGUACUAGUCAGCCAAAAGUGGCACUAAUAGAGAAAAAAAAAAACGUUACGAGUAAGGCAAAGUGAUUCUCAUAGUGCACUGAAUUUUCUUACUAGUGGGGACAAAUAGUGUACUAGUACAUGGACCUUAAACUGGAUCUCAAGGAAAUC
Hippocampus comes (tiger tail seahorse) is the source of this 10097-nucleotide messenger RNA. RefSeq names its product furry homolog b (Drosophila) (gene fryb). Gene Ontology annotation, biological process: cell morphogenesis; neuron projection development. The record is from RefSeq and is a predicted model, not a curated record. Bases 29 to 9409 code for a protein of 3126 amino acids. Lineage: Eukaryota; Metazoa; Chordata; Actinopteri; Syngnathiformes; Syngnathidae. The transcript is spliced from 65 exons. Gene Ontology annotation, cellular component: site of polarized growth; cell cortex.